This is a messenger RNA of Echinostoma caproni, 2949 nucleotides long. NCBI's taxonomy places the organism in Eukaryota, Metazoa, Platyhelminthes, Trematoda, Plagiorchiida, Echinostomatidae. The record is from the annotation of a GenBank genome assembly.
AUGGUCCAGAACCCCCCAUUUACACCGUGGGGCCACUUGUCUUCCACGAGCAACACCAGCGCCAACACUGCGUUUCAAGUCCCUCAACAACAGCAGCAGCCACAACAACAACAACAACCACAACAGCAGCAACAAUCAGCACAGCAGUCUACAGGCCUACGUAGCCCAAGUGCCCAAACAUCGGUCUCUGUUGGGGGUGUCGGUACUCCACUCAGUUUGACUUCUACUCAAAUGCAGUUGAAUAUGAAUCAAACAUCUCCUCAGCGACAACUACUGCAACAACAACAGGCACAACAACAAGCCCAGCAGCAGCAAUUACAUCAACUUCAUUUACAACAUCAACAACAGCUCCAACUACAACAGCAGCAGUUGCAACUGCAGCAACAACAAUUGUUCCGCCAACAACAGCAACAGCAAACACCCCAGCUUUCAAUUCAGGGCGGUAUUCAACAAGUUCAGCAGUCUGCAGUUGUGCCUAGUGUAAGCUUUGUCAUGCAAAAUCUCGCACCACAGUUAGCUGAGCUUUCCUCUCAGCAUUCUCAGCUAACACAACCUCAGUCGGAAACUUUGCAGGCUGUUGCCAAUAAAACUAACUUUCAGAACAAACCCCCGGGGGCUGAAAAAAGCAAGCGGAAAUCCAAGUCAAAAUCUGCUGCAAACACUGCUAGCACCGCUGGUUCUACUGUUCCGGGAUCGAUCGCCAGUACUAUUCAGUCAUCUACGCACUCCACAGAAUGUGUCCCUACUUCUGUUCUUGAUGUACCUUCCAUCAACGGUACCAUUUCUGCCUUCUCAGUGCUGAAUUCGGUCACAUGUGAUCCACCUCCGCCACCGCAUGCAGAUAUCACUGUCGUCAAACCUUAUCAGUGCGAUCAGUGCUUAAAGCGAUAUUCGGGGAUGAAGUCCCUAAAGAAUCACAAACUUACUCAUUCUGAUAUCCGGCCACACAAAUGUUCAAUAUGCGGUAAGGCGUUUUUACGUGCGGAUAAAAUGCGCUUGCAUGAAAUUUCGCACUUGAAUGUAAAACCGUUUGAGUGCGCCACAUGCAAGCAGCGUUUCACGCGAUCAGACAAAUUGAAAAUCCAUCACCGCACACACACCGGUGUUCGACCCUACGCAUGUACAUUCUGCCCAAAACGCUUCACGCGUUCGGACAAACUAAAAAUACACGAGCGAAUUCACACAAAGAUAAAGCCUUAUGAGUGUAGCCAUUGUGGAAAGUGCUUCGCCCGAUCCGACAAAAGACGUUUGCACGAGAGAACUCAUUUAUACGGCCCGCGACCUAGGACUGGCGGAGGAAGAAAAUCAAAAGGUGCAACUGCAGCAGCAGCUGCCGCGGCCGCAGCCGCCGUUCUUGCUGCCUCCGCUGCCGCUGCAGUUACUGCUAAUUCCACAAAUGUCUCGAUGAGCAAUCCUUUCGGUUUGGCCAUUUCAAGCGCUUCGGCUCUAUCUACCACAUCGACCAGUUCGACAGUGUUGUCAAUGAGUAACGGCGGCUUUGGUUCAAAUUCGAGUUCCGUCGUCUCUUCGGCUGCUAAUCCCUCUAACUUGGUGAAUUCACUCGCGUUUCCUUCUCAAACUGUCAACAACACCACCGCCACUACCACAACUACAACAACUACGCAAAAUGAUGCUAAAACAACCGAAGCCGCUAAUAACGAAUCGACCACAAGCAACAACGCAUCUGCUUUUGGACUCCAAAUCCCUACGUGUCAAAGCAUUCGGCUGCCUAACCAACACCACUCUACUUUGGCUUCACUAGCAGGUAUAGCCCAGUACCAUCCAGGAUUGUUUUCUGCCGCCACUCGCCCUGCAACUCAAGCAUCGACAUUUGCUGUUCCCGUGCCACUGUAUCAACAGCAGCAGCAACAACAACAACAGCCUCAACAGGUCUUGAACACUGCAGCAUACCAACAGGCAUCUAUGAUGCCCUUCUUUGUUGGUGCAAGCAGUAACGCCAAUUCAAAUGCGCUGACUUCGUUCAUCACACCACAAGCGGUUGCUUCGGCAAACACUUGUUCAGUGCCCAGUACUCCUAUGUAUGAUGGGAGUAAUGGAAGUCAAGUUGCACAAGAGGGAAGUGUGGCUUAUCCGGCUUCAUCGUCUACCUCACCCUCGCGCAGUUCUGCAGCGUCUGCUUCAACUUCAGCUUCAAACAUGGGAUCAACAUCUGUGACCACUGGAAACAUCGCCGCUGUUAUGGCAGCGGCAGCUUUUGGACGCCAAUUCCAAAAUCAACAGCAACAUUAUCAGAACAUUGCUUCUUACCCCUCUACUACCCAUGCAACCACCGCCUCAGCUUUUGUUCAGCCACGGGCUGCACAACAGCAGCAAACAACUCACCAAGCUAAUCAACAAUUUGGGCAACAACAGCUUCAGGUCACGAAACCAGAUGCAACCCAGCAGCAACUACAAGCCGCUACAAAACAGGAGCAAUCGCCGCACCACGUGCGCUCCGGGUUUCAAUUCUACCAAUCACAGCUACCACAGCAGCAGCAGCAACAACAACAGCAACAGAGUCAACACCAACAGAUGCUGCAACAUCAACAACAAGUAAUGCAAUUGCAUCAUCAGCUACAGCAACAGCAGCAGCAACAACAACUGAUGCAGCAGCACACAGCAAUGCUGCAACAUCAUCAGGGUUUAAUGACUCCCGCUCAUUCAGCUGCUGCGGCCGCGAUCGGACUUUUCCCGUCUGCUGCCGCCCAGUUCAUGCCAGGCGUAGUUCCGUCUCAGUACACGCACCCAUCGCAACAGUAUAUGCAAGUUCAUCAACAACAGCAACAACAACAGCAACAGCAACAGUAUCUGGCUGCGGCAGCAGCAGCAGCCGCCACUUCGUCUACGAUGCACCCACUCACACUGUCAUCUGCUGCGAAUUCCCUUAAUCCACCUUCUUCCUCAACCGCGGCGUCCUCCAUCCAAGUACCUCCCAAGGUUGGAUCCUAA